Molecule: messenger RNA, 1563 nt
Organism: Saccostrea echinata
Lineage: Eukaryota; Metazoa; Mollusca; Bivalvia; Ostreida; Ostreidae
Exons: 10
Coding region: 316-1563 (415 amino acids)
Molecular function (GO): calcium ion binding; enzyme regulator activity
Source: RefSeq, a predicted model, not a curated record
UGACUAUGUCAAUAACAAUUUACAGAAAGUAGCCAAUUUGUGCAAUAGAUGGGAACUGUUUAAUGAAUAUACUAGCACGCUUGUGUGUAAAUAAUGAAUGUCUGAUUGCUUUGUCAUAAAACAAAAGGUUUAAAACUCUGCCUUGCCGACUCAUACCGGAGCUUCCAAUACUUGGUUUGUUCUUUGUUGGUUUUUCCUUCUAAAGAUAACAAAGUAAAUGCUUUAUAUAAAUAGCAAAGAAUAAAAACAAGUUUUGACAUUAAAGUUUAAAAUGGAGUGCCAGAUUUAGUGUCUUUAAUCAAGAUCCCACUGAAAAUGGUAGAAGGAGUCAAACCAGAGACGCUGGCAAUGUUUAAAAAUGCAUUCAGCCUAUUCGACAGGGACGGGGAGGGUAUCGUGUUGACGAGGGAGCUAGGCCCCAUAAUGCGAUCUAUGGGAUACAGUCCGACGGAAGAAGAGUUAGCAGACAUGAUUAACGAGGUGGACUCUGAAGGAGAGGGGAUCAUUGACUAUGAAACAUUCCAAUUGUUAAUGUCUAAGUAUGUGAAAACCAUGGACACUGUAGACGAAUUAAUGGAAGCAUUUUUAGUUUAUGAUCGGGACAGGAAAGGUUAUGUGUCACCUGAUGACCUCAGACAGGUACUACAACAAGUGGGGGAUAAACUUAGUACAGAGGAAAUGGAAGAAAUAAUAAAGUCGGCAGAACAUACAGAAGGUCAAAUACACUAUGAAGAAGCACACAUAUGCAUUGCUAGCGAGCUAUCAGAAGAGCAGAUUAAGGAAUUUCGAGUGGCUUUCAGUCUCUUCGACAAGGACAAUGACGGCAGUAUUAAUACAAAAGAGCUUGGAAUAGUAAUGAGGUCACUGGGUCAGAAUCCGUCAGUCACAGAGCUCAGAGCAAUGGUGGAUGAAGUAGAUCUGGACGGUAACGGAGUGAUAGAUUUUGAAGAAUUUCUCGAAAUGAUCGUCAAGGAAAUGAAGAAAACUGACACCGAGGAAGAAAUGAGAGAGGCCUUUAGUAUUUUUGACCGCAGUGGAAACGGUUACAUCAACGCACAGGAGUUAAAGUAUGGGAUGUUCUACAUGGGGGAGAGACUGACGGAUGAGGAAGUAGACGAAAUGAUGAAGGAAGCUGACAGGGACGGAGAUGGUAGAAUAACGUUUGAAGAGUUCAGAGCUGUGUUUGAUUUAUUUGAUGGAUCUCAGAAUGAGGUUAUUAGUAUAAAAAACUUGGAGCACGUUUUGAAGACAAUUGGAAAGCAACCGUCUUCCAGGGAACUCAAAGAUAUGAUUCGAGUGGUGGAUCCUACAGGUAAAGGCGAGAUCUCAUUUGAGGACUUUAUUAAGGUCAUGUCCAAACAGAUUAGAAACAGCGAUAAAGAAGCAGAGCUGAUGGAAGCUUUCAGAGCUUUUGAUACAAAUAGGAGUGGCUACAUCAGUGCUGGUGAACUCAGAACUGUCAUGACAAAUAUGGGAGAAAAAAUGACAGAAGAACAAAUUGAUGGAAUGAUCAGCGAGAUUGACAGUAAUAGAGAUGGCAAAAUUAACUUUGACGGUGAGUGA